GCCACUGUUAUUCAGUGGCGCUUCACUGCCAGACAGCACUCAGCCAUCUACCACUACACUCACACAUACUUGCGCUCACUACACAAGACCCAAAAACGCAUCACCGCUUCAGAGAUUCCUCCUUAGAGAUCCGAAAAAGAAGAAGAAAAUAAGCCAGCUCUGAGGAGGUUGGGUCGAGGCGGGAGAGGGCAACUGAAGAAUGGAAUGGAACCUCAGAAGAAUGGAAAGUGAACUGAGACACAUCAACCCGGACCUGCUCCAGCCCAGCAAGAGCUUCAAGAAGCCCUCGUCAGGCACUAUCACCCUAAACGUAGGGGGCUUCCUGUAUACCGCUCACCGGACCACUCUUUCCAAGCACCAGGGUUCCUUCCUGGAAGAGUUGGCCAAUGGUAAGAAACCUGUCCAGCACAUGGAUUCAAUGGGAAACCCAUUUAUCGAUAGAGAUGGUCCAGUUUUUCGACAUGUGCUCAACUACCUCCGAACUGGAGAGCUUCAACUACCGGACGAUUUCCGGGAGGCAGGGCUCCUUCGAAAAGAGGCAGAUUUUUACCGCCUGGUUGAACUUGUAGAAGCCGUGGCCGAGUGGGAAAGUCAGAGGGCGGCCCAGCGGGAGCCUGCAUUUUUGGAGAUGACAGACAGCCAUGAGAGGUCCCAAGGGCUCAAGGUGUACUGCAGUGAUGCCACAUUCCUCGACAAGGUAAAAGGUCGGCUGGUGCAGAUCUCCAAAAGCCGCUUGGAUGGCUUUCCGGAAGAAUUUGAGGUGUCGUCCAACGUGAUCCAGUUCAGACAUUUCAUCAAGUCGGAGCCCGGCUCACGGCUGGUGCUGAAGGAGGACAGCACAUUCCUGUGCACACUUGACUGCCUGAAACUAGAGACGGUGAUGCUCGCCCUGAGAUCCGGCUUCAAGCUGGUCACCAGCCUCGACAGCAGCAAAGGCUCCGUUGUGGCGGCUGAAGCCCUGCAUUUUGUCAAGUAGGCUGGAUGAGAGACGGGAGAAAAAGAGGUGCGAGGGCAAAAGGAAAAAAGAAGCAGUGCCUGAUUUCAUAUCCACCAUUCCAACAUUUGAUAUUGCCUCGAGGGCCUCGUAGUGUGUGCCGAGCUGUGAUUUGUCAGUGGAAAAAGAAAAGAACAGGCCAAAUGUGCUUUCUUGUGGUGUUUAUGUAAUUAUUGCACAAUGCUGGCUCACAAUCAAAGCAUUUAAUUAGUCUGGGGGGGAUUCUAGUUCCAUUAGCUACAGUGUACCUAUUUUGAUAAACAUUUUGCACUGCCAGUACUGUUGCAUUUCAUUGAUCCAGGCCAGUUUGACUUCUCAAAAUUUGGCUGAACUAUUAGGUGCUGAAAGAUUCACACCUUUAACAAUUUGAACCGAUUCAUAUUCCUGCUGUGGCGAUUCAAUUCAGAAUCGAUUCAACACAAUUCUCGAUUCAAAUCCAUCCAUCCAUUUUCUACCGCUUGUCCCUCUCUGGGUCGCGGGAGCCUAUCCCAGCUGCAUCAAUUCUCAAAAUGUAUUAUUUGGUAUAAUAAUUGUAAUGAAACUUUUUCAAAACAGGUUAGAAAAACUCCUGGUUGCAUGGAGAUGGCCUAAAAUAUUUUAAGUUUUGUAAUUUUUUUUAAUCGAUUUUUGAAAAUUAUAAAUCAGUUUAGGAUCUGGAUGAAUCAUGAUUCAGAUUUGAAUCAAUUUAUUUGUGCACCCCUACUGACUAUAUUUACAGAGGGUUAGAUUAGACCCUGAAUGUGCAAUACUGUCCACAAUGAAGACCGCACAGGGACCCAUUCAAAAUAAAGGACUGGUGAAAAGACAUGGACAGCCUCAUCAGUGGUUUUAUCACCACAAUUUCUGCUUCUGCUGUUUUAAUGACUGUACUUCAAACCAGCCAUGAUGUGCACCGUUGUGCCAUUCAGCUUUUACUACAAUGUGUGUGUACUUGGUUUAAUAGCUCAUGCAUUAUCUUCAAGUAGGAGGACAACCUAAUCAGAACCGGCAUUUGUUUCACUGCAUCGGAGUUUAGUGCAAACAACUGUGACUGUUUAAGGGCUUUGAAUCGAGCAUGAUACAUAUGUGCACUGAAUAUAUUGUGUGUUGGUGCGGUGUGCCUCCGUGAAGUCAGUGCAUCAACAGUGACUGCAACUUUUCAAUGUGAAUAUUGUAUGAAUAAAAGGAAACUGA
Messenger RNA from Entelurus aequoreus (snake pipefish), 2167 nucleotides. RefSeq names its product potassium channel tetramerization domain containing 4 (gene kctd4). Gene Ontology annotation, biological process: protein homooligomerization. The record is from RefSeq and is a predicted model, not a curated record. The coding region runs from base 200 to 976 and encodes 258 amino acids. Gene Ontology annotation, molecular function: protein binding. The transcript has a single exon. NCBI's taxonomy places the organism in Eukaryota, Metazoa, Chordata, Actinopteri, Syngnathiformes, Syngnathidae.